AUGGCAGAAGAAACAGUUGACGUAUCGAUGAUCGAUGAAAAUGGUGAACAGGAACAAGAACAAGAACAAGAACAAGAAUUCGAUUUGGACAAGGUGAAGUUAUUACCAGGGUCUUCGGAAGACGGAGCAGCAGCUUCGUUCCAAAUCGUGGAUGAAGACCAUACUCUUGGAAACGCUUUGCGUUAUAUCAUCAUGAAGAACCCGGAAGUAGAGUUCUGUGGUUACUCGAUUCCUCAUCCUUCCGAAAACAAGCUUAAUAUAAGAAUCCAGACAUACGGCAACAUAUCGGCAGUGGAAGCAUUGCACCAAGGGUUGGAUAAUUUGUCGGAACUCUGCUCUACGAUUGAAGAGAAAUUCAGCGAAAAAAUUGAAGCUGGAGGUUACAAGACGGUCGAGCCAUAA
Debaryomyces fabryi is the source of this 402-nucleotide messenger RNA. It is a transcript of the gene RPC19, whose product is annotated as DNA-directed RNA polymerase core subunit. The record is from RefSeq and is a predicted model, not a curated record. Bases 1 to 402 code for a protein of 133 amino acids. Gene Ontology annotation, cellular component: RNA polymerase III complex; RNA polymerase I complex. Lineage: Eukaryota; Fungi; Ascomycota; Pichiomycetes; Serinales; Debaryomycetaceae. The transcript has a single exon. Gene Ontology annotation, molecular function: DNA-directed RNA polymerase activity; protein dimerization activity; DNA binding. Gene Ontology annotation, biological process: DNA-templated transcription.